Ctenopharyngodon idella (grass carp) is the source of this 5878-nucleotide messenger RNA. RefSeq names its product UDP-Gal:betaGlcNAc beta 1,3-galactosyltransferase, polypeptide 4 (gene b3galt4). Gene Ontology annotation, cellular component: membrane. Gene Ontology annotation, molecular function: N-acetyl-beta-D-glucosaminide beta-(1,3)-galactosyltransferase activity. Lineage: Eukaryota; Metazoa; Chordata; Actinopteri; Cypriniformes; Xenocyprididae. The coding region runs from base 2311 to 3420 and encodes 369 amino acids. The transcript is spliced from 3 exons. The record is from RefSeq and is a predicted model, not a curated record.
UUAUCUCAUUAUGGCUUGCACCUGUUUUAGUUCUGGCACCCUUUAUAUUCCCAUUAUAUUGCCUGCUCUGCUGAGUUUACCUGGCUCUCUUCUGUGUUGAUCAUGCUCUUGCUGUGGUCUUGUCUGCCAUUUACCUAAAGAUCUAUUAGCCUCUUCCUGUUCUACUUGUUUGUUAGUUUUUUUUAACCUCCUGUUUGGUUAGUUUUUGUUUCUUUUGCUCCCGAGCUCCCCUGUCUCCUUUGGCUGCUGGAUCCGUCCUCCAAGCCACCUUGCUGCCCUGCUAUCCUGGAUCCCUUCUCCUUCCUGUUGCGUCCAUCCGGCUCCUCUUCGGAUCUCCUAUCUGACCACCAGCUCCAGAAGACUCCAGCUGCCACCACCAGUAUUGCUGUUUGGGUCUGCUCUGUCUUUUGCUCUGGAUUCCCCUGUUGGGCUGACGUAGCACUCCCACAUACCAGGCUGGAAUUCUUCCUGAUUCCGCUCCCAACUGUGGCCUCACUAUUUCCCCCUGUGUUCCUGUUUUUGUGUGCCUAUUGAAACUCAACUGAUUUCUCCUCCUUUUACCAGCCUGACAGUAUCCCUUGAGCACAGCCAUUUGUAUGAUCAAGAAUAUCCCAAUAUAAAAAUUUUCCUUCGAUUUCCCCCUCCUUAUUUUCCUUCAUCCUUAUUUUCUUUCCUCUCAGUUGGGAGGAGCUAGGAUGUGAAGAAAGGGAGCAAGGAAAGAAAACAAGGAUGCGGUGUAACCCUCUGGUGCUCUUCGAUCACUUUUGAAAAGAAAAAUUUACUUUUUUUUUUUUUUUAUAUUUCAUGGGAAUGAUAUGAUACUUGGUGACUUGUGGCACUUGCUCUGUGAACACACACACAAAUAGUGGACCUGAUUCAAAAAGGUUAAACUAUCCUAGGGAAAAAAAAAAAAUAAAUAAAUAGUGUCACUCGUACUCCUCCUCCCCUCAAAAAUGAGCACUAUAUAAAUUAAUAGGGAGUUUUUAUGAACAUUAAAAUUCAGAGAAUUUGUUGGGGUACAAUCUACAGAUCAGCUGCGGUGCAGGGAAAAGUGCACAACAAUGAAGGGGUUAAUUGAUAAUUUUAAAUAUUAGAAAGGGUAUCAUUUUAAUUAAUUGUAUUGCAUUGAAAAAAUUGUGGAAACAAAUGGAUCAUAAUUAUUGCGUAUUACUCAAUACCAUAAAUUUCCUUUAAAAUAAAAAAAUAGCCUACAUGAUUUUACUGAGGGAAAAAAAAUUACAUUUGAGGUGCACUUUUGACCAGAAAAAAAAUUACUAUUUUUUUUUUUACUUCAUGGGAAUUAUAUGAUACUUGGUGACUUGUGGCACUUGCCCUGUGAACACACACACACACACACACACACACACACAAAAUAGUGGACCUGUUUGGAAAAGGUUAAAUUGUCCUCACAGUCAAAAAUGAGUGCCAUAUAAAUGAAUAGGGAAUUUUUACAAACAUUAAAAUACAGAUAAUAUUUGGGAUGUACGAUCUACAGAUCGAUCUUACGAUGCAGGAAAAAAACACACAGCAAUGAAGAGGUUAAUCAAAUAAUAAUAAAAAAAAAAAAAAGAUAUGGUUUAAUUAAUUGUAUUGCAAUUGUAUGUAAAAGUUGUGGAAACAAAUGGAUCAUAAUUAUUGCAUAAAUAUUGAGACAUCUUUUAAAUACUACUCAGCACCAUAAAAUUCCUUUAGAAUACAAAAAAAAAAAAAAAAAAAAAAAUCUAUUAAAAAAACUGAUUUUAUUGGGGGAAAAAAGUUACAUUUGAGGAAUUCGGCCACUUUUGACCGGAAGGAGUGUAAGUGUGACUUUAACCCUAAAUGAGGAGCACCAUAGGGUUAAUACAGUCACGGUCCAUUGAGAGAGAGAGAGAGUUUGAGAGCCUCCUACAGGAAGCAGCCUGUAUUUCUGCUCAUCACAGACGCAUUUGUGCUUACGGUUCAGUGGAUGCACAUAGCUGUUUCUGCGCUCCAUCAAGGGAUAUCAGGAUUGCAAUCGACGGUCAGAUUAUAAAAAUACUCUCUCAUCUGCAUUAUUCUACCGUGGAUUACACUAAACCGCUAUGAAGAAACGGACACCCGAAAAGGCCUUGAAUAAAUGAUGUAUUUAUCAUCUUCAUGGCAAAAUAUGAAAACUGCAAGUUGGUUUUUAUUUCAGAGGAUUCUGCGCUGGAAAGUUGGUGGUGCAACAGUGCAGCACUGGACACCUUGCAAUGGUCUUUUUGUCCCUUCACUGGAUCUAAAUGUACACAUUCAGUGUAUAAUCAAACCCAAAAUGGAGGAGUAAAGAAGUUUUUCCUGUGAUCUGUAAAAAUGCUAGUGCAUAAUUUUAGGAUCUUUAAGGGUCGCAUUGGGAAGAGAGGAGGCCAUUUAGGGAUCAUCCAUUACCUCUCCAUAAUAGUCUUAUGUGGUUCCCUGCUUGCUCUACUCUUUUUUGACGUCAUUGAAUUGUGGGUGACCUCGCUGGGCAUGAGCAAAGAAGUUCUUCGUGUAGUGGACCUUCCGCACAGUAUUCCUCCAACCCGUUUGGAAGAGUACCUGCUUAUGCCUAGCAUCCACGUCUGCCAACGUGCCAAACCUUACCUCAUCACUUUGGUGGCAACUGCACCUCAAAACAGAAAGGCCCGCCAGGCCAUUCGUGACACCUGGGGUGGGGAAGUACAAAUCAGAGGUCACCGAGUCAUGACCCUCUUCAUUGUCGGUCAGCCAUCUGACCCAGUUCUUGGCAAAGAAUUGGUGGAAGAGUCAAAGGAGCGCGGGGACCUCAUACAGGGUCGCUUCAUCGACUCCUACGGCAACUUGACCCUAAAAACUCUGUCUAUGCUGGGCUGGGCACGCCGUUUCUGUCCACAGGCUCGCUAUCUGGCGAAGGUAGAUGAUGAUGUACUGUUCAACCCUAGUGCGCUGCUGCAGUAUCUUAACCACAGCGUUAAAACACCAGAAAACGAACUCACCGAGCUUUAUCUGGGACGUGUCCACAUGCAGGUCGCACCGGACCGCAAUCCCGCCAGCAAACACUUCAUGUCAGAAACCACAUACGCUGGUGUGGUCUUUCCUGAUUACUGCAGCGGGACGGCGUAUGUGCUUUCUCGACCAGCUUUGCUGAAGCUGUCUCUAGCAGCUGUUGCCAUACACUUAUCCAGUCCAUUACCUCCAGAGGAUGUGUUUGUAGGCAUUUGUGCUCACAGAGCAGGCAUUACACCGACCCAUUCUCCACUCUUCUCCGGAGGACCAGCUGUACCAUACAGCCGUUGUUGCUACCAAACUAUGGUGUCUGUCCACCAUACCAAGCCAGGGGACAUGGUGCACUACUGGACGGAGGUGCACUCCACUGCCCCAUGCUCGUGGUUGGGUAUGCGGACAUCUUUUGGUGUCUGUAAAGUGAGAGCACUUCUCGGGACACUGUUGGGGAGAGACUCCUGAAAUGAAGAUACAUUGAAUAUGAAAAGCCAAAGGGAAAAGCACAUCUUUAGUUACUUAGGCCCUGUUUACACCUGGUUUAAGAUGCGUUUUGGUUGAUCGGACACAUUCCCGUUUACACCUGGUGUUUUACUCCAUCUUUUUUGUCCACUUUCAAUCACUUUUGUCCUGAUUUCUUCCAGGGGAGGGUCUAUGGUCGGACCUUUUUUAGAUCUUUCGAUCUAGUUGACAGAAUAAGCUUGCGCAUUUUACAUAUGAAUGCGAAAGGAGACGACGGAAAAACGCAGUGGUGUGUGUUAGAAAUCAGUAAUGGUGAGAGAACAUUGUGCUUGGUACAUUUUUUUGUCUUCAAACUAAACUUGGUUCUUCAUCUAACAAAGUUUAAAGGGUUAGUUCACCCAAAAAUGAAAUUUCUGUCAUUAAUUACUCACCCUCAUGUCGUUUCACACCUGUAAAACCUUUGUUCAUCUUCAGAACACAAAUUAAGAUAUUUUUGAUAAAAUCUGAGAGGUAUAUGAUUCGUCCAUAGACAGCAAUAUAAUCAACACUUUCAAGGUCCAGAAAGGUACUAAAGACAUUGUUAAAACAGUCAAUGUCACUGCAGAGGAUGUGUUCAACCUUAAUGUUAUGAAGCGACGAGAAUACUUUUUGUGCGCCAAAGCAAAAAUAGCGACUUUAUUUAACAAUAUCUUCUCUUCUGUGGCAUUCUCAUACGUUGUUUAUGUCCAGCGCUUCCAGGUUCUACGUCAGAAUCACACGCAUGUGUUGUGCUGAUCACGUGACCAGGCCAAUACUGAGCCGGCGUUCUGACAUAAACACUGAAGCCUUCACUGUGAUUACUGCGUCACCUGCAUAAGGAUAAUGACAGGGAAGAGAAGAGAUUGUUGAAUAAAGUCGUUAUUUUUGUUUUGUUUUUGCGCACAAAAAGUAUUCUCGUCUCUUCAUAAUAUUAAGGUUGAACACUGCAGUCACAUGACUGUUUUAACGACAUCUUUAUUACCUUUCUGGACCUUGACAGUGUCGGUUAAAUUGGUGUCUCUGGACGAGUCAUAUACCUCUAGGAUUUCAUCAAAAAUAUCUUAAUUUGUGUUCUGAAGAUGAACAAAGGUCUUACGGGUGUGGAACAACAUGAGGGUGAGUAAUUAAUGACAGACAUUUCAUUUUUGCGUGAACUAACCCUUUAAAUCCCAUCUGGCUAGUGCGCUUUCCCAUUAUGUUUACGCAUUAGGUCAGUAGGUGGAGAGUAGGCAGUCUGUUCGAAUGCAUUCAACCACAUGAGCGUCUACACUACGAAAGCAAUCCAGUCGAAUGCAUUUUCAGCUACCUCUGGAAGUGGUAAAAAGUGGACAAGCUCAAGCUCACUGUGUUUACACCUGUAUUUAGCGUCAUCCACUUGUGAUCCGACCAACCAAAACGCAUCUUAAUACCAGGUGGAAACAGGGCCAAAGAUAUUAUGCACUGAAAAUUUAUUUUUAUUAUACAAUACUUGAAUUUAUGUUCACAGCUUACCCAGCAUGUGCCUUUCACAAUUACACUUCUAUACAUCUAAUAUAUAAUUAGAAACUCAGCUUAUGUAGAACAAUAUGCACAUUGAAGACCAGGAGUCAAAGAUGAAUUUGAUUCAGUUGACAGAGAGUUUCUUGAACUAACUUAGAAUACAGAAACACUAGUACUGAUUAACAUUUACCAAAUCAACUGACAUUAUUUCUACAAGUUCUAAAGAUUCUUAUAUUUAAUUCUAGCAAUGAAAAACUCUCAUUUUGUUAAUGCAUAUACAUUAAUAUGAUUCCUGUGUGCAAAUUUUUUAUGUGAUUUAAGUGCAAGAUGCAAAAGAGAACUAAAUUCGGUACUCUCUCGCUGUUUUCUGUGUGCACAAAAAGUCGCCUUUCAUAUAGUGUGCAAAUGCUUAAUUAAGUUCUCUUUCACGCCUUGCACUUGAACGGACAAAUAUACAUAAAAUCAUGUCAAAAUAUCCUUGUAAACAGUUGAGAAAGAAAACUCAUGUGCAACAGUAUAUUGGAUCCAUGCAUUUGGUCUUAAAGUGACAGCGGCCUAAUAUCCUGCUGCAGCCUGUGUCAUUAAUGUAAAGAACAAAAGACAGAGAAGGUCUCUCACUGUACUUGACUGAAUCACUUUUGUGGUUUUAAUAAGUAUUAAUCUAUAUAUUGUUUAUAAAGUGAAGACUAUGCAGGGUUAUUUUACAUUUGAUUUCAGUUUCUGUACCUGAAUAGCUAGACCUGUCAGUAAAACUUAAACCACUGUUCAGUGUAUUAGUGAAGGUUGAGAUUAACAUUAGCUAUGAUUAAUAAAUGCUGUAGAAGUACUAUUGUUCAUUGUUAGUUCAUGUGAACUAAUGCAGUUAACUAAUGUUAACAAAUGAAACCAUGUUGUAAAGUCUUACCAAGACACAUUGAUUAUGGUUCAUAUAAUCAAUGAAUUAAAUGGAUAGUUCACUUAAAAA